GGUCAAAAGCUUUGGCGAACACAAGCAAAAGAGGAAGGAGCUUCGAGAAAUUCAAUCUAUAGAUCAGGAAACAAAGGCGGAGGGCAAGAGAGAGCGCAUGCGCCGUCUCGUUCCAAUUGCGCCGGGACAGCCAAUCAGAGCAGGCAGCGGAGACUUUCGAACAAGCGGGAAGCGAAGCUGUGGUGGGCAGCGAGCAAGUUGAAAACAGUGGCCGGGAGCUAACGGCCGCGGCGUCCCCGCGUUUCCCUGAAGUGAAGAAAGAGGCUCCUGGAGGAAGAAAACGAGCCGGCUAAGGGUGCUUAGUCGGGUUCGAUUCCCGGUGAAAUAUGGCUAGAGAAAGAUGUUUGAAAAAGUCAUUUAAGGACAGUUUGGAGGAUAUAAAAGAACGAAUGAAAGAAAAGAGAAAUAAAAAAUGGGCAAGGCUGGGUAAAGCAAACCAGGUUUUACCUAUUAAGAGUAAAAUUGUAGAUAAUUCGUCGGCACAGCUGAAAAGUUUCCAAGCAAAUAAUCAUGCUUUGGCUUUGGCUUUAGAAGAAGAGAAGAGUAAAAUGAGGGAAGCACAAGAUAUUAUACUGCAUUUAAAGAAAGAAUAUCAAAGCUUGAAGUUUCAGGUUUAUGUCCUACAAAGAAGGCUUAAAUUACAGCAAGAAAAAGAACGUGCUGAGAAUAGAUUCAUGAUAGUGAAGAAGAUUAUUUCCAAAGUUGUUCAAGACCUACUCAAUGCAGCAAAUAUUCUUGAUCCCAUAAAUGAUGUCUCCACUGCUGAUUUUGAUACAAUUCAGUAUACCUCUGAACUUGAGGAAUGUGCUCCUGGAAGUUUAAAAAAACAUGAUUUUUUGACACUUCUAAGACACGUUCUUGCUGUAGAAGUAAGUAAAGAAGAUAAAGAUGAAAUGCAAGAUAAAGUGAAUAGAACUGACUCAGAUUCUAUAUCAAAUUUCUAUGACAGCACUGAGAAUAUACCUCCAGCAUCUCAGACAGAUACAGGUUGCCAGAAUUAUUCUUGUGAAGAUCAUCUAGACUCUGGAAGCGGAAUUAUUUCAGUUGAUGAAGACAGGCAAAUUGGUUAUUCUGUACCUAGAAAUGUGUCUACCCGUCGUCGUUAUUUAAGAAUUAAUCCCCCAAAUGAACUCUUUGUAUCAGAUGUUGGCAUUCCAGAGUUCAGUGCUGAUCUUGGCAAAGAAGACAAAACUUUGUCUAAGACAAGGAACAAUAAUGAAAAAUGUGAUGAAAUAUCUAUUAGUCAGGAGGACAAGCAUGGCAUAAACACAGAUAAAAGAGAAUCAGAUAUGCAAAUUGAAUCAAAUGCCACAGCCUUUUUAGAACAAAGUAAUUUCAGUAAUAUUGGUGGCUUGAAGACUCAGAAAGAGAAGGGUCAGAAGAGAAAAUUGGUAACCACAAGAAAUGUGCACAGGGUAAGUUCCAAAAAAGGCAAACACGGCAAUAAGCAGACUGGUUCUAAACAAAAAGCAGAUACAUACAUUAGUUCCAAUGAUGCUUAUGAUUUUGUAUGUGAGGAGUCUGUUCAUAGAACACCUUUCCGGCAAAACAAACAAAAUGAACAUGUUGAGGAUGGACAUUAUACAGAAGAAGCAGAAAUCUGUAGUGGUGAAUCAUCUGUUUCAGAAGAGGAUCCUAAUGACAGUCUCUAUGUGCCUUACUCAAAAAAAUCAAAAUCCAAGGAAACUUUAAACACUGGAACAGAUGUAAUCCCAGUAUGCACAAGGCCACGAUCAAAGAGAAUUAUGUGUGAGCAACAUGAUAGAAAUGCUGAGGGGAAACUAAGGAAUACCAGAACACCUGAAUCUCAUCUGGAUGAACCACGUGAGGCACUUCAAAAACAUCACCAUCUCAGUGAUAUUACCAAUGUUGUAUCAACUUCUUACCAAACAAGAAUUUCUCACCCAGCCUUCAGUACUGCAGUAAAAGAUACUUCUCACCAAAGACGUAGAAGUACUAGUUAUGUGAGUUAUAAGGAGCCAAGUCUCAGCGGGAAACUCAGAAGAGGAGACCCUUUUACAGAUACUAGCUUCCUGGAUUCUCCCAUUUUCAAAGAGAAAAAGGGCACCAAAUCCAAAUCUCUUAAUAAAAAGUUGCUGUCCAGAUACAAUGAAGCAUUUGUUGGUUGUCAUUAAGAAACUUUUUAUUGGAGCACAUUUAGCUUGUCAUUUUUAUUACGCUGAAAAAGUAUAUUAACCAAAAUUCUGAAGGUGAAAUUUUUGUAUAUGAUUUUCUAGUUUAGAUUUAUGAAUACUUUGAUAAUAUUUCACAACACACAUACAUUGCCUUCCUGUUUAAUUUAUAGAUAUAUUUAGAUAGUUGUAAAUAACCUAUUAUCAUUUUAGUGGGAGUUACUUUUCCCUCCUGAACACAAGAAAAUAAUUGGUUUGAAAUGCAGAUUAUUAUUUACUUGGUAUCAGAUGCAGCUAAUUUUAAAAGUAGAGCCUUUCAUUAAAAAUAAAGUUAAACUUUGUAGUUGUCUUCUGAACUAUUAUUUACUUAUGUGGCAUUUAUAGUAAAAUGUUUAAUAACUUUGAUUUGGCUUAAUUAGCAAUUCUAACAGUGUUUUCAACCUCCAUUUUCUUGCAAUUGUUCUAAUAUUUUAUAAAUAAUCUCAAUCUGUAGUCUUGUACAUAUUUAGAAAUAAACACCAGUGAACUCUGUAGGGGUUCUGGGUAAAUAUGGUUUACUUAUUUGGCUUAUAUUUCACAGCUGUCCAACUUCCAUAUUGUGAGAUAGCCUUUUGUGAUGCAUCUCAAGUUAUAUGCCAGUAUUUUUAUUCACAGUUACUUUAAAGCAACUAUCAGUCUUCUGAUGGCACUUGCAGCAAAAAGAAUGAAAAGCAGGAACCUUUGUGAACUCUAAUUUUAUUACAAGAACUUUAACUAAAAGUUACAUCCUAAAUUGCUUUUUCCUUUUUUUGUGUGUCUUUAGAUUGCAAGCCUAUGGUAUCAAUUGUUUAACUAGUUUUUCUGAGAUGUUUUACGGGAGAAUGUGAAAAUCAUAAAUAAAUAAUGUGUUCUGAUUUUAUUUGAAAACUCAUAUUAAUCCACAGGAAAAGUAGAACAUGCAAUUCCAUAGGAUUUGCUAUUGCACAGUGAGUUCCGGUUCUUAUUACCUGAAUGUGCCAUAGCACACUUAUAUUCCACUUCAUGAAAUGAGAGGUGCUCACAAACAAUGAGUAUGUCUGGUAUUUUUAUAUGCAAAUUACAAAAUAGCACACAAGAUCAAUAUUAUACAUAUAAUUUAAAACCAUUUUAUACCAGUACAAUAAAUAAUUUUACAAAUGUAAAAUUUCAGUUAAAGUAUUUAAAACACGUACUGUAUAUAACUUUAUUGCACAAUAUCUAUGAAAAUAAUCUUUAAAUUAGAAACCAAAAUGUUCUCAAUAUAGAAGAGACUCUAAUUUCAAGACAAUAAGAAUCUUUGAAAAUAACACUUUCACAGGAUAUCAAGCUUUAGAGGUGAUUCUGUUGGCCCAGUUUACAAAAUACUUGAAAAUUACUAUUUAAAUAUUCUAAAACAAAGUUGCAUCAUUGUACCUUAAAUACAAAGCCCAUUCUGAUUUAUAUAAAGCACUAAGGCAUUUCUAUAUUACCAUUUUGUCUAUUUUGUACCAUUUCCUUCUAGGAAGGCUCAUCUAAUCAGAAUAAACAUUACUACAGGCAUUGUGCCAAAAACUCCUCCUUUUGUAAUGUACUUUACUUUCUACAACAGUUUACUAGUGAAAUAUUUCAGCAUUAACAGACAAUAUGAGACUUCAGUAAAUUUUCAAUAUAUAUACUAGGGAUAUCUUACUUUCCCCUCCAGUGUUGUGAGAUACACUGUAGAAACUGAGUGGUUAAUGAGUAUGGCUUCCCUAAAAACUAAUCACAUCAAAUGAAGUUUAUUUCUUACAUAUAAUGUAGGAAACAGCUCAAAAAUAUGUGGGAUUAAUAAUAAAAUUCUAGGAACUUUUUUGUUAGAGUUUUAAUAAAAAAAAGACUAGUAUAGUAUCAGUCCGUGUGGAAGUUAAUACAUGUUAACAAUGGGAGAAGAAUAUACUAAAAACUGCUUUUAUAAAAUUGUGUCACCUAUGGCCAAAUGCAAAGCAAGUUGUAGGUAACAUGGCAUUGGGCUGGAUGCAGUUGAGCUCUGAGCUGACCACUAAAAUCGGUGAACCUUGUUAGUUAUCACUUCAGGUUUCAGGGCAUAUAUUCUAAGUAUGUUUAAGUCUACUACCACUUUACAAUGUGCAAAUAGCUGUGAGAAAAACUUGGGUAUAUCAGCACCUGUUUAAGUGGGAAAGAUACUCCAUCUACAUUAAGAUUAGAUGUAGUUUCCUAUCAAUCAGGUACAAGUAGUCCUCGAGUUAGGACCAUUUGUUCAGCGACUGAAGUUAUGAUGGUGCUGGAAAAAUGGACUUACGACUGGUCCCUAAGUUAUGGCCACUGCAGCUCCCCCACGGUGACGUGAUUGAGAUCUGGGCACCUGGCAAUCCACACUUACAACCAACUGCUAAGCACCCUGUAUGAUCACAUGAUUGCCAUUUGCAACCUUCCCUGCCAGCUUCCCACAAGCAAAGUCAAUGGGGAAGCCGUCAGGGGAGGCUGCAAGUCAGUUGGGUAAGUCUCCCCCACCCACCUCGGCCUUUCUUUGCUCGCAUGCAUCACACCAUCCUCCCCCUUUGUUUGCAUGUGUGCACUGUGUCCACUCACGCACCUGGGCCUCUUUGUGCUGUGCUGCAGCUUGGGCUUUGCAGGAGAAAGGCUUUGCAAGAGGAAGGAGGAAGCCUCAUGAACGCACACCAGGAGCGCCCUUGGACAGCCCUUCCGUGUCUUUGGAGUGCUCCUUCAGCACUGGAAGUGCCCCUGAAGAUUCCUCAAGCGAGGGAAGGAAGGAGCUGGCACAUGCAAGCCAGCUAAGGGGGAAGGAUGGCACUGGUGCAUGCAAACAAAGUGAGGAGGGUGCUGGUGUGUGAGCAAACAAAGGGAAGGAGGGUGCAGUGUGUGUGAGUGAGCAAAGGGGGAAGGAGAGCCAAGAAGCCCCUGAGCUGCAGCAUGGCAAGCAGCACCUGAGCUGUGCAAUUCUGGGCUUGCUUGCUGCCCUGUAAAGCAGGGUGCAGGGCAGCCAAAAAGGCAGAGAUGGGGGGGAGAUAGGUGGGUGGGAGGAGUUGGAGGCAGUCCCUUACCUUACUGAGUCUCAAGGCCUGGAGGGACCAAGCCUGGAAUGGCUUGGAUUGGGGUGGGUCCUUGGUUAACUGGUGGAAUUUGCUAAACAGCAGCAAUGGGGAGCCCCGGGACUGCCAUCGCUAAGCAAUGCACUCAUGUUACAUCUUGCUUUACGAUCACAUGGCUUAGUGAUGGAAAUUCCAGGCCCAAUGAUGGUCGUAAGUCGAGGACUACCUGUACUACUGAACACAGUGUGCAGUUAAAUGCACAUUCUUCACGGAUGUAUGCUUUAGGUGUAUGUGCAUCAAUUAACAUGCAAUAUACUCAGGGCUAAGCCCUGUAUGAAAAUCCAAUCUCUUGUCCAUUCCACCCAUUAAUGCAGCACCUAUUGUACUUUUGAGGGCAAAAUGGCUUUCAUGCAUAAAGGUCCGUACAAAUCUAUAAAGACAAAGCUAUUGCUAGAUUGGGUUCAAUAGUAGAAAUAGUAUUGUUUUAAAUUUAUUGACUCUACCAAAAGACUAAGCAACAGUUUGGAGCUAGCACAGACUUUGAGGUCCUUUUCAGAACUUGACCUAAGUCAGAAUGAUGCUACAUUUUCUUGAAAUGCAAAUAUUAAGAACCAAAUUCAUAGAGGAAUUUUAACUUGCACCUAAUAAGGGAAUUCCAUUUUUAUAGCUUAAAGUAAUUCUUUCUCUCUCAUAGCACCUUCUUCUUAG
This is a messenger RNA of Python bivittatus (Burmese python), 5866 nucleotides long. It is a transcript of the gene SGO1, whose product is annotated as shugoshin 1. The record is from RefSeq and is a predicted model, not a curated record. Gene Ontology annotation, cellular component: nucleus; chromosome, centromeric region. Gene Ontology annotation, biological process: meiotic chromosome segregation. Lineage: Eukaryota; Metazoa; Chordata; Lepidosauria; Squamata; Pythonidae.